AUGGCAUCGUCCCUGCUCGUCCUCAAGGUACCGUCGACCCUCCCUGCUCCUUGGUCGACGCGCGCCGCAGGCGGUCGCAACGUUUGGGUGGAAGCUGACGACGGCUCGCAAUGGCGCCGUGUACGGGACCAAGGUGCGCUUUCCGCACGCACUGGUGUAAGCGACGCCAUCUCGUCCCUCGUCGAUGCCGAGACGGGACCGACGCUGACCCGUGCGCUUCUUCGCCACCGCAGCAUGAUUUUCCUCUUCCGGUCCGGAACGUUCCGGCAAAAGGUGUCCCUCGUGCUGCGGGCGACGCGGAAGCACGCGACCAACCUCGCGCGCUUCGCCACCAUCUACAAGCUGACCUUGCUCACGCUCAAACACUUUGGGCCCACGCCGGGCAAGGAGGGCCCCUACGACUCCUUCCUCGGCGGCCUCCUCGGCGGCUACGUCGUCUUCGGCCAACGGUCGCCGCGCACGGGCAAGGUCUCGAGCGUCAGCCAGCAGAUCGUCAUCUACAUCUUCGCCCGCGUCAGCCUCGCGCUCGCCCGGCUGGCCGUCAAGCCUGGUCACGGCCUGCCGCUCGUCUCGAACGAGCCGCUGCACACGCGGUUGAGCAGCAACGCCUGGCCGGUGUUUGCCUCGCUCUCGUGGGGGUUGGUCAUGGCCCUGUUCCGCUACCACCCGGAGGACCUGCAGUCGAGUCUGCGGAGCAGCAUGACGUACAUUUACAAGGACUGCGACGAGUGGGAUUCGCUGCGGACGCUCCUGUGGCACAACAAAAAUGUCCCCGCCGAGCUUCUGCUUCCUCCUCUUCCUCCUCCUCCUCCUCCUCCUCCUCCUCCUCCUCCUCCUCUUCCUCCAUCUUCCUUCUCCUCCGCCUCCUCACCGCCGCAGCGUCGCCGCCUCCUCGUUGCAGCACGGCACGCACCCGACGCACGCAGCAUGGCGCCCAGUGCCAAGGUCGCCGACGCGCUCGCCCGUGCCGAGUCGGCCUCGGCUGACGCCGCCAAACCGCCCCUCUACGAGGCUCUCCUCGGCGACAUGAAGGCGCUCUCGUCGCCGGCGACGGUCGUCGACGACCUCAACGCCGUCGUCGACUCCUUCUUCGAUCAGGCCCUCGGCGCCGUCGCCACCCGCUCCGUCCUCGCCGUCCUCGUCGCCACCAUCAAGGCCUUCGGCAAUGACGACGUCUGGAUCGACGUCGGCGGCCGCACGCUCACCACCAUCGCGGCGCAGCCGUCGCCCUUCUUCGACGCCACGGCUGCCCUCUGCGAGCUCGUCGCCUCGGCCCACGAGUCCAACGAGGACUUUGCCGACGCCGCCAAGGUCCUCACCCGCAUCCCCCUCGACAGCGCCCAGCGUAAGGUGACGGACGAGGACAGGGCCCGGGUCUGGGUCCGGAUCGUGCGCAACUACCUCGAGGUCGACGACCACGUCGCCGCCGACGUCUACAUCAACAAGCUGCGCAACAUCAUGCACACCGUCUCCGACGACGACCUCAACCUGCACUUUCGCCUGUCGCAGGCCCGCAUCCAGGACGCGAAGCGCGACUUCCUCGUCGCCGCCCAGCGGUACCACGAGAUCAGCGUCUCGACGGCCAUCGACGAGGACGAGCGGCUGCACACGCUCGCCAUGGCCAUCAAGUGCGCCGUGCUCGCGCCCGCCGGCCCGGUGCGGAGCCGCACGCUCGGCCUGCUGCACAAGGACGAGCGCAGCGGCCGGCUCGCCGAGUUUGCCAUACUCGAGAAGAUGUUCCUCGACCAGCUCCUGUCGGCCGACGAGGUGGCCAAGUUCGCCGAGGGGCUGGCGCCGCACCAGCUGGCCAAGACGUCCGACGGCUCCACCGUCCUCGACAAGGCCGUCGUCGAGCACAACCUGCACGGCGCCUCGAGGCUCUACCGCAACAUUCGCUUCGACGCCCUCGGCUCCCUGCUCGGCCUCGACGCCGACGAGGCCGAGGAGACGACGGCUCGGAUGAUACAGCAGGGCCGGCUCGCCGGCCGCAUCGACCAGCUCGACGGCGUCGUCUGCUUCGACACCGCCUCGGCCGAGGACGAGAGCGCCACCGGCCGCGUCGAGCGGGCGGCCGACAAGGAGUUGCAGCAGUGGGACACCAACAUCGAGACGCUCGCCGAGGAGCUCGAGAGCAUCACCAACGCGCUGCGCCUCGAGUUUCCGCGCGGACAGGAGUUUGUAGCCGCGAAUCUGAAUGCGUGA
Drechmeria coniospora is the source of this 2202-nucleotide messenger RNA. RefSeq names its product PCI domain containing protein. Lineage: Eukaryota; Fungi; Ascomycota; Sordariomycetes; Hypocreales; Ophiocordycipitaceae. The coding region runs from base 1 to 2202 and encodes 733 amino acids. Gene Ontology annotation, cellular component: COP9 signalosome; cytosol. The record is from RefSeq and is a predicted model, not a curated record. The transcript is spliced from 6 exons.